GAUGUCACCAGUGCCAUUGUUAGCAGCUGUGCAAAUUUUUUCUCUGUGAUGUUACCCAGUUCCAGUCUUUUGAUUCUUGACUUCAUUCAGGCUGCUAAUGGCGUCGUUACCAGCCAGAACAUGGAGUUACCAAGAGAAGAAGCAGUAACUGUUAUUGGAUCGUUGUUGUGUUUUCCAAACAAUGUUGCGAAUAUGCCCCUUCAUCAGCCUGGACAUCAGACCAAUGAAUAUCAGCCAAAGAGUACAUGUAAAGACGUCAAGGAUAAACUUAUCAGCUCUUUAUUACGAGCGUCUAAGUUAGAUCCGUCAUGUUCUGCAAGAUGUAUCGCGCUUAAUGCCCUUGGUGUAUUCAUAGCUGAGGAGCUGAUUCAUUGCCAAGGACAUCCUAAAGUUCAUGAAUGCCUUUGUGUGCUCUUAGCUUCUAUAACUUUUCACAACAGAUCCGUUUGUCAGGUGGCUUGCGGUGUGAUCCAUCUGCUAUCUGAGUAUUACAGGGAGCUUGUCGCAUUUGAGAAAGAUCUUCCACUCAAGAUUGUCGAGGUUCUCUGUCACGCCAUUGUAAACCUUCUCCCUGGGGGAGAGUCAGCACAAAUUCAGGAACAACAUAAGGUUUUGGCUUCAGUUCUGAUGUGCCUGCUGGAUUGGCUCAUGGUGAUACCAGUGUCAAAGCUGAUGUCUAAAACAAAUGAGGACGAGAAUGUCACUUUACUUGCAAGAAUAUUCCAGGUGUUGAAGAUGGCUGCAGCGAACAAGGGACCCAAAAAACGAACCAAACAACUCAACAUAUCUACCAUCAUCAGUGGCGACGGUAGACCAAUCAGACUGGGCCGACUGCAAGAGGAAAGCAGAUCAUCAAGCGCUGGGCCGAGCAGCCCAGUGGAUAGUCUGGCAGACACUGGUGGUGAUGUACAGGAAGAUGAUCCAAGUGGCCAAGAUAUGUUUGAUUUUCCUCCUAAGUCUGAUUCUGUGGAGCUUACAGCUAGAGCAGUAUUGAUGCAUAUGGUAAACCACAUGGGACAUUAUCCACUCGGUGCCGGUCCAUCCAGAGUGGACAGUUUAAUCAGCGAACAUGAAGAUAAUCAGAACGUAGACACUGAUGAGCUGUCAGCAAGUAUAUUCAACGCUCCUAAUGUACAGUUUUUCGUGCUAAACGACAGCGUUUUGAUAUCUUUGGUGGAGCUUCCUCUUGAGGACUCGGUAGCUCAGGAGGUUCCCGCGAGUACAGCAGCCACUCAAGUUCGUGUGAUCACGCGUGACAUGACGGGGAAAAACGUUUGGGACCACACCUUGUUACACGGAUCUUUUCAAGGGGAAAAUGAAGAUCGCCAGGCUAGCGUGAAAAUACCCGACUUAACUGAUGGUAUUCCAAUACAAGAAGAUGGAAGCCGGGAAAGAUUUGACAUUUCCUGUCAUCCGCUUUCUAAAUUCAAGAAGUGUUCGACUCCUGUUGCAGAAGAUAGACUUGAUGAUCUGUUAUGUGGCAUCGGGGUGUCCAGCCGGGAGUGUUUGUUGUACCCAGACCACGCACUGAACGAGCCUGGUCCGUGCCCUGAGAACGUAUGUAGUGAUAUGGAGUAUGACGUCAUAGACUCUGUGCUCGAGCAGGAUGCCAGUGUGAAGGAACGAGUCGAGAACGACGUAGAUGAUCCAAGUCUUUCGUCUCAGGCACCCAGUCCUCCUCCUUAUGGUAUUCCCGUGUCGCCUUUCCAGUUGUGCCGGUUUGUGGUCAGUCAAACUGGUAUGAUGACUUCCGAGAAAAGAGCGAAGAUUGAUCUUCUGAAAAAGACUGACCGUUUCUUGCGUGAGUUGAAGAACCUGGAUAACAGACGGUGUCGUGAGACGCAUAAAAUAGCAUUGGUGUACGUGGCACAAGGUCAGGAGGAUAAGACCUCCAUAAUGUCCAACAGUGUGGGAAGUCAGCAGUUUGAACACUUUGUAGCAGGUCUGGCUUGGGAGGUUGACUUGUCUAAGCACACGGGAUUUUUGGGUGGAUUGGAGAAGAAUCUUUCGACUGGCACAACAGCACCGUACUACUGCAACUCAACCACCGAAGUCAUGUUCCAUGUGUCUACCAGAAUGCCCCUGGCGACUGAUAACACUGGGUUUAACCGAAAGGUCAGACGACAAUUCUAUUAUCAGUGUGCAUGAGCGUAGCUUUGCUCGGCCAUCAAGUUUGUUAUAGUUAUCAAUAUUGAUUACACUUUUAUUUGAUGGCAAGUUGCGCAUACCAGCAUGAUAUUUAUCGCGUUGAACUUGCUCUUUCUCGAGAGGCCAUGAUUGGGUCACUUCUCGGGAAGACAUUAAGUCUCUUUACCCAAGUUACAGUCGACCGCCGGCCAGUUAGCCCAAUGGAUAGUGCGCUGGACUGUUGUGCGGGAGGUCGAGGGUUCGAGGCCCGGCCGGACCAACA
Messenger RNA from Stylophora pistillata, 2410 nucleotides. Its product is annotated as ral GTPase-activating protein subunit alpha-2. Gene Ontology annotation, cellular component: cytoplasm; nucleus. Gene Ontology annotation, biological process: positive regulation of GTPase activity; regulation of small GTPase mediated signal transduction. Gene Ontology annotation, molecular function: GTPase activator activity. The record is from RefSeq and is a predicted model, not a curated record. Lineage: Eukaryota; Metazoa; Cnidaria; Anthozoa; Scleractinia; Pocilloporidae.